Messenger RNA from Oryctolagus cuniculus (rabbit), 5297 nucleotides. RefSeq names its product R3H domain containing 1 (gene R3HDM1). Lineage: Eukaryota; Metazoa; Chordata; Mammalia; Lagomorpha; Leporidae. Gene Ontology annotation, molecular function: nucleic acid binding. The record is from RefSeq and is a predicted model, not a curated record.
CAAAUCAAGAAAUGCAGAAUUGUACUCUUAAUGCAUUUUGUUUCUUUGUGACAAUUAAAGUCAGUUUGAAUAGGCAAGCUGCCAUGGACUAUCAGCUGUUUAUAGACAGAGGAUUUUAAAACCUUUUGUUAGUGGUGUUAAAAAUAUCAAAAGGAGUUAUUUGAAAUUGAUAUAUAAGCCAAGCAUAGAUUCUUUAUGUUUUGUUGAGGGAAUUACAGAAAAUAUAAUUAUCUCAACUUUUUCCAUCAGUGUGGUGUCAGGCAUCAUUGUGCAACAGUGUUUUAAAUAGCGAGAACUCUCAAAAAUCCUGACAGUCUUUGCAGAUUCACAGUUUCAUGGGCUUUUGCAUCAUUGCUUCUGAAUUGCUAAUGAAGAGCUCAAUAUAGCUUCUGAUGCAUUUCAGAUAUUCUGAGUGGUGACUGGCUAGAGUGUUACUGACAUCACAACAUACAGCUGUUGACUUUCUAUUGUCUCUGAGUCCUCGGCAAGUGCUUUAGACUGCUCUAGCAGGCACUCUCAGUGCCUGACUAAUCAGCUGGAUGUGUGUGCUGUGAGCUCUGUAGAGGAGCAAUGCAGAACAUCAGUUUGCAGAUACUAUGGAAAGUACAUCUUCAUUAACUCUGUAUGAUGAAGCAAAUACCAAUACAAUGAAGGCCACUGACAGGUAUGAUACAUUUGAUCCAAGACAGUCCAUUUCAGUCCAAGAAUCCACAGUGGUGACAAGGACAUGGGACUCCUCCUGCCAGAUUACAAAUGGUUCAAUACAAUUGACAUCCUGGCUGACAACUGUGAAAAGGAACCUUGGAUUAUUUUAUUUUAUUUUUGUGGAACACCACAAUCCCAAAUCUAUAUUACACAUCAGGCUUCAAGUUCCCUGUAGAAUUCUAAAAUAACCUUUGCUAAUGAGGAUGUCUGAUACUGUUACUGUAAAAGAUGAAACUGAAACAAUGAAGGAUUUGGAGGCAGAUAUGAAAGAUACAACCAGAGUUGAAAAUCAUAUCAAAUCAGAAGCCUAUGGGAAGAUUUUGGCGGAGAAGAAUGAACGUUGUAUUGACAACAAUAUUGAUUUGCAGCGACCAUUGCAGUCAUUUGGACAGACAGGAAAAAGGUCUAAGUCAAGCUCAAAGUUAAAGCUAGUUCGGAGCCUUGCAGUAUGUGAAGAAUCUCCACCACCACCUGCAGCAGAGAUAUCACAGGAUAACCAGGAGAGAAUUCAGAUCCAGCUAACACAAUCAUUUGAAAAAGAGGAGAAGCCCUCAAAAGAUGAAGCAGAAAAAGAAAAAGCCAGCGAUAAGUUGCCCAGAAAAAUGUUAUCAAGAGAUUCCAGUCAAGAAUACACUGAUUCAACUGGCAUAGAUCUACAUGAAUUUUUAGUAAACACAUUAAAAAACAAUCCCAGGGACAGAAUGAUGCUGCUAAAAUUGGAACAAGAAAUUUUAGAUUUCAUUGGUAAUAAUGAGUCUCCACGUAAAAAAUUUCCCCCAAUGACAUCUUACCACAGAAUGCUAUUACACAGAGUAGCUGCUUACUUUGGAUUAGACCACAAUGUUGAUCAGAGUGGGAAGUCUGUCAUCGUAAACAAAACUAGCAAUACAAGAAUACCUGAUCAAAAAUUUAAUGAACAUAUUAAGGAUGAUAGAGGUGAAGACUUUCAGAAACGAUAUAUCCUUAAGAGAGAUAACUCUAGCUUUGACAAAGAUGAUAAUCAGAUGAGAAUACGUUUGAAAGAUGACAGAAGAAGUAAAUCUAUAGAAGAAAGAGAAGAAGAGUACCAGAGAGCUAGAGACCGAAUAUUUUCCCAAGAUUCUCUGUGUUCCCAAGAGAAUUAUAUUAUUGACAAAAGAAUCCAAGAUGAGGACGCUAGUACUACUCAACAGAGGCGCCAGAUAUUUAGAGUUAAUAAAGAUGCUUCAGGGAGAUCAACAAAUAGCCAUCAAAGCAGCACUGACAAUGACUUGAAGUAUUCAGAACCACGACCUUGGAGCAGCACAGAUUCAGACAGCUCCCUCCGAAACUUGAAGCCUGCUGUAACCAAAGCCAGCAGCUUUAGUGGAAUCUCGGUCCUGACAAGAGGUGAUAGUUCUGGAAGCAGCAAAAGCAUAGGCAGGCUCUCAAAAACAGGUUCUGAGUCUUCUGGUAGUGUAGGGUCAUCUACGGGCUCUCUUUCUCACAUCCAGCAGCCUCUUCCAGGUACAGCUCUCAGCCAGUCUUCUCAUGGCGCACCUGUCGUCUAUCCAACUGUCAGCACUCAUAGUUCUCUUUCCUUUGAUGGUGGCCUAAAUGGGCAAGUCGCAUCUCCUAGCACUAGCUUCUUUUUGCUUCCCUUGGAAGCGACAGGCAUACCACCUGGCAGUAUUCUGAUCAACCCACAAACAGGUCAGCCCUUCAUAAACCCGGAUGGGAGUCCAGUUGUGUAUAAUCCUCCUAUGACCCAACAACCAGUUAGAACACAAGUGCCUGGACCUCCACAGCAACCUCUGCCACCCCCACCACCUCAACAACCAGCAGCUAAUCACAUCUUCUCACAGCCUGUUCAUCUUCUGCAGUCCUCUUCACAGCCUAUUCAGUGCUCUACAGCCCCUUACCCAUCCCCGCUCCUGCCAGUCUCACCCACCCAGCAGUAUUCCGUGGAUAGCCUUGGGUCUCAGUUCAGCCACAUGAGUCUUGCCCGCCAGCCAUCUGCCGAUGGUACGGACCCUCAUGCCACCAUGUUCCAGUCCACUGUUGUUCUUCAGUCCCCACAGCAGUCUGGUUACAUCAUGACAGCAGCCCCUCUGCCACAUCCUCCACCACCACCACCACCCCCGCCUCCUCCUCCCCCACUACCACCUGGGCAGCCAGUCCCUACUGCUGGCUAUUCUCCCACUGGACAUCCAGUCAGCCAGCCUGUGCUCCAGCAGCAGGGUUAUAUUCAGCAGCCCUCACCACAGAUAUCAGCCUGUUAUUGUGCUCCAAGCCACUAUUCCUCUGGUCAACCUCAGUAUCGUCCAGUCCCUUCUGUCCACUACAGUUCACAUCUAAACCAACCACUGCCACAGCCUGCACAGCAGACAGGUUAUCAAGUUAUACCCAACCAGCAGCAAACCUACCAAGGAAUAGUUGGAGUUCAGCAACCCCAGAGUCAGAACCUAGUCAGUGGCCAGCCCAGCAACAUUGGAAAUCAGAUUCAAGGGGUGGUCAUCCCCUACCCUUCAGUGCCAUCAUAUCAGGUUUCACUGCCUCAAGGUUCUCAAGGAAUUGCCCAUCAGACCUACCAACAGCCUGUUAUGUUCCCUAGUCAGUCCAGUCAAGGAUCUAUGCCCACACCAGGAAUGCCAGUUUACUACAGCGUCAUUUCACCUGGCCAACAAAAUAAUCUAAGCUCUUCGGUAGGUUACUUGCAACAUCCUGGAUCAGAACAAGUACAGUUUCCUCGAACUACUUCACCAUGCAGUUCCCAGCAGCUUCAAGGCCAUCAGUGUGCAGCUGUGCCACCACCACCACCUGGUGGAGGAAUGGUAAUGAUGCAGCUCAGUGUACCAAACAAUCCACAAUCUCGUGCCCACUCACCCCCACAGUGGAAACAGAACAAAUAUUACUGUGAUCACCAGAGGGGACAGAAGUGUGUGGAAUUUAGCAAUGUAGACAGUAUUGUCCAGCACAGCCCUCAACUCAGUAGUCCCAUAAUUUCACCAGCUCAGUCGCCAGCACCAGCUCAGCUGUCCACCCUGAAGGCUGUCCGUCCCUCUGGACCACCACUUUCCAUCAUGCCCCAGUUUUCUAGAGCUUUUGUCCCUGGGCAAGGAGAUGCCAGGUAUCCAUUACUUGGCCAACCACUGCAGUACAACCCACCUGCUGUUCUGCAUGGACACAUUCCAAACCAACAGGGUCAAUCUGGCAGUAGGCAUGGAAACCGAGGAAGGAGACAAGCUAAAAAAGCUGCAUCCACAGACCUUGGAGCAGGAGAGGCAGUUGUUGGGAAGGUCUUGGAAAUUACUGAACUACCAGAUGGGAUAACUCGCAUGGAAGCUGAGAAGCUUUUUGGGGAACUCUUUAAAAUUGGCGCCAAGAUCCGGUGGCUCCGGGACCCCCAGUCCCAGCCCCAGCUGCGUCGUCACCCACUCUGCUGUGGCAGUGGGGACAAUACCGUCAAUCCUGAACGCUCUAAACCCAGUGACUUGGCCUCCACGUAUACCGUCUUAGCCACAUUCCCCUCCAUUUCAGCUGCACAGAAUGCAUUGAAGAAACAGAUUAACUCAGUUAACAAGUUUAAGCUGAGAACAAGCAAGAAACACUAUGACUUUCACAUUUUGGAAAGGGCAAGUUCUCAGUAACAGCCACCUUUGGACCUUAUGAUUCCCCUGCCCUCUCCCAUCUCUGAUUGGCUUGGUAUUUGGAGCUUCUGUUAACAUUAUAGAGACUCCUAGGACGUGUGGUCUUGAUGUUAUAGCUUUUGAAGAAAGGCCAGUGAUCCAGCAAAGGGGAAACAGAUACACAUUGCACCCCAGAUGACUGUAGGAAUCCACAUCGGAAUGAUACAGAGUUAGCAGCUUUUUCUAAGGAAAUGCUGUUCAAAUGCCUCCUAACUUUUAUAGUUAUUUUGUUUUAUAUUUCUGAAUUCUUGUAUCAGAUCCAAAGCUCUAUUGUACAGCAAACUACUCUUCAAAAUGAUUAUAACCAGUUGCAACCUGUAUUUCUUUUUUAUAGCCAGCACAUUGUGACCCAACUUAGAAUUUGGGGGAAAAAGAAUGCAGGAGUGGAAAAAAUAACCAAGUCAGAACCAUGCACUAUCGUUGUGGGGGCUAGGGUUGCUCAAAAGAGCCCACAAAUAGAAGAUUACUCUUCCCUUGAAUCUCUAAACACAGAAACAAUUUCCAGAAAAUAAAGAACUCCCUCAUAGGGUCCUUUCCGUAUUCAUUUAGGUAGUAUGAACAUUAAGUGUAACGUAAAUUAUGUUCUUAAUGCCUCCUAAUCAAACUACUCAGAUUCAAAGGGGGGAUGGGAAUCAUUCUUGACAGGAAAAUACUUGUACUUCCACCUUUUUAAAAUGUCCCUCCAAUAAUUAAAUGCCACUUAUUACAUUCCCCUCCUUAUGGAUUUUUUUGUCACCUAAGGAAAUGUAUUUAAUGAGUGCUGGAAACUUCUUAAGUGGUUUAAAAUUUGUUUUCAUUGUUUGCAGCAGAUCACUGGAGAUCAAAGAUUCAUUGCACUUAUGAACAAGGAACCUUCUUUUCAAUUUCUGUGUAAUUUGCAAGGCUGUACAAUGUGUGCUGAUGCAAGCCUUUUUCAGUUCAAGAGAAUAAAUGUUUACAAAUAUA